CUUCAAGCAUGUGUGCAAGGGAGGAUCAAUACCAUGACAUCCACCUCCAACAAUGGAUCUCCAUUCCAUUCGUUCAGGCACGCAAAAUGUCCGCCUAGUUGGUUGAGUUGCUUCUCGAUCGCUUUACCACCUGGAUCGACAGCCCUACCCAGCCGCUGUCUCUACCAGACAUUCAUGAUGAACCCUCAGCUCAGCCACAGUCUCGUCAAGGGCGUCGAAUAUGAUAAGGCCAGGCGAGUCGACAGACCAACUUUGGACCCUCUGACACGAGGGUAAGCCCCGAAUUGCUGGGAUGGCGGCCGGGAAAAACCAGUGUCGAGGCCUUGGAACGAACAGGCUGGUGAUUCGGGGCUGGUGGUCAACGGCUGUGUAACAACGUUCUAGGAGUAAGCUAAAGACCAUGUAAAGAUGGGAUUUUGUCCUCUUCCGGUGCCCGAGCGCUCUUUGUUUGGUCGGCGACUCCUAGCGGGCAGCGGGCAGCGGGUACCAUGAAAACUGUUGCGGCAGACGUAGC
This is a messenger RNA of Didymella exigua CBS 183.55, 514 nucleotides long. RefSeq lists its product as uncharacterized. The transcript has a single exon. The record is from RefSeq and is a predicted model, not a curated record. The coding region runs from base 34 to 276 and encodes 80 amino acids. Lineage: Eukaryota; Fungi; Ascomycota; Dothideomycetes; Pleosporales; Didymellaceae.